Bactrocera neohumeralis is the source of this 6830-nucleotide messenger RNA. It is a transcript of the gene Sarm, whose product is annotated as NAD(+) hydrolase sarm1. The coding region runs from base 2154 to 6374 and encodes 1406 amino acids. Lineage: Eukaryota; Metazoa; Arthropoda; Insecta; Diptera; Tephritidae. The record is from RefSeq and is a predicted model, not a curated record. Gene Ontology annotation, molecular function: protein binding; NAD+ nucleosidase activity; signaling adaptor activity. Gene Ontology annotation, biological process: response to axon injury; negative regulation of MyD88-independent toll-like receptor signaling pathway; signal transduction. Gene Ontology annotation, cellular component: dendrite. The transcript has 10 exons.
UGAGCGCUGCAUUCAUAACGAAACGAAACGAGCGAGCGAGCGAACGUUGUACGACGGAAGCGAGUUGUGUUUAAUAGCAACCAAGCGAAAGAUCACACUUAGCACCGCGACAGGAUCCGAACACAAAAACAAAAAGUGUUAUUAAUGUGAUUUAAAAGAAAUUUCAACGAAUUUUGUGCAGGAUACAAACGUAUAACGGCGAAUCGCAAACGAAAAAAUAAAUUCAAUAAAUUAAUAGCGAGUAAAAUAGAAAAAAAAGCAGAAAGUAGUGCAGAAAACGAAAAAAAAAUUAAAAAAAACACGAAUUGUUAAUGAAUGCGUAAUUUGAAUAUAUUUUUUAAAUAAAUUACGCAAAUUUAAAAAUAUACAAGCGAAUAAUAUCGAAACGAUUUUGUAAAGUAAAAACGAAGCAACUGCAUAUAUUUUAGCUAUCGAUGCAGUUCAAUAUAAAACGAAGAUCUAUAAAUCUUUUAAACGAAAAAUAAAGCGCUGAAAGCGAAACAAAAGCAAACGAAAAGCGUUAAACAACGAAAAACGCUAAAAGAGUAAACAACGAAAAAUAUAAAAUUGCGAAAAAAAUAUUUUGUUUGAAAAUAAUUAAUGUAAUUAAAAAUCAAGCCACAAAAUAUAAAACGAAAGAAAAUUAAACGAACAUUGCACCAAGACAAAUAGUAACGAGAAUUGUUUUUUAAAAAAUUUCUACAAGCUGUGGCAUCUCAAAUCGAUCCAACGCCGCAAAAAGCCGAACUGUGUAUAGAAACCGUUAAAGCGCACUGCGAUAAAGCUUGUAGUGUAGCAUACAGUAUAAAAUAGCAAAGCGAAAUCAUAAAAACAGGUAAAGGCAAGAUUCUUCUAGCCAUAAUUCUUAUCAGCUGAGUGUCUACAGCAGCAAAAAGCACAGCAUAACGCAAGUCGCAAAAUAAGUGUAAUAAAAUAGUCAAAAAGAAACACUAAAAGAUAAAGAGACGCAGCGCAAAGUUAAGUGUGCGCCCAUAAUACACACACAUACAAACAUUUGUACAUGAGCAAAGGUACAGCGCUAGCAGCGAAGGCAGCUAAUUAAAUACGAAACAGUUGUGACGACGAAUGCACGUAAGCGUGAUGAAUUGACUGCAAAGACACGGCAAAAGUUGCAAGAAUUAUUUAAAAAAAUAUUCAAUUUGCGUAAAAUAAUAAAGUAAAGUCAGAAAAGCAGCGAGUGCAAGCGGAAAAGUGCAAAAACACGCAAAGUAACAGUGAAAUUUACAGCAACGCUGCCAAAAGACAACAAGCAAGUGCAAAACGCGAGACGUUAAUUUUUAUAAUUUAUUAAUUACGAUUAACAAAGCAAAUACGAGCACAACGGUAAAUACGUGCAAGAAAUUUUGUGAUUUUUAAUAAUAGAAGUGGGAAAAAACACAAGUAAUAUAUUAAAACUUGUAUGCCAGCAGCUUAAGAAUAAGCCAAGUGGACUUAGAGGUGCAUAACGGUAACAUUAAUCAAAAGCAAAAGCAAAGGAAAAGUACACAAGCACACAGGCGCAUUAACAUCUAUACAAGUAAUAAAUUAAAGCAACGUGUACUGAAGUGUUUUAGAACAGCGCUAGAAAAUAUACACACACAUGCAUACAUGCAUGCAUGUUUGUGUGAAGCACGCUUAAGAUAGCAGACAAUAUUUGCUGGCGCGAUAAAGUAUAAAUUUUUGAAACAACACACACAUACACACGCAUACCUGCGCACUUGUAAAUUCUCAAGCAAAAUAAUAAUAAUUUUGCAGUUCUCAUGCUCAAAAGCAAAUAGCAAUAAGAGCAACAGCAACAACAAACAUUAUUAAAGUGAUACUAAAGUACAAAGUAAAAGUUGAAAUACGAAAGGCGUUUACUAAGAGGAAGAGGCGAACCGGUUCGCAUAUUUCGCAAAGCAAUACAAUAAUACGGCGGUAAAGAACUAAAAAUAAAUAAAAGUUUAAUAUUUAUCGCAUAAUCAAUCUCGCGCAACCCAGGCGACGGCAAGACAACAACUCGACUAUAAGUGACGCAAAACAAUUUGCAAUUAUCGAACUGCUGUAAGGUCGUUAACAGCAGUACAACAACGCGCGUUGAAAAGAAGCGUCUACACCAUAUAACAUCCUCAUCAUCUUCGUCAACGUCCUCCUCGUCCACAUCAUCGUCCGAAAUGAAGACGGCAGCACUGAAACGCGACUUGAGCGAAAUCAAAAAUUCCAUGUCCGAAAUCACCGAUCUGGUCGGUCGCAAUACGAACAAUGCGAGCAGCGGUGGUGGUCUGGGCAGCAACAAAAAUCUGGCCAUCUCAGCGUCAGCGCAUCAGCCAUCCAUAAACGAUCUCACACAAAUCAAUGCGCUGAACAGCUCGGAUGCCAUCAACAAAUUGAAGAAGAAAAUCCGCUCAUCCAUUGAAAAUCUCGUCGACAGCGAUGCCGAACCGUUAGUAACAUUUCCCGACACAGAUGACGAUCAUCAUAAUUUAGCCGAUUUGGUGAGCGCUUCGAAUGGCAAAUUGACCGCCAAUGGACUGAAUGGGUCGGGUAAAAUCGUCGACACCGUUAAAUUCGAAGAGAAACGCACGAAGACCGAAUCGAAGACGAAGGUCGUAGCCGAUGGUUUCAGUACGGAGCAGGCAACCAGUAAUUUGGCCGAAAUGAAACGGCUACAAACGGGUGAUAUCGAUUAUCAGGAGGCUAAGGCGGCAGCAGCGAUGCGAAAUCGCACCGAAAUGGAUGGUGUGAAAACUGAGGAGAAUGCUGCCGUUAUACAGGAAGCCCUCUCGCUACGCACUGGCGAUAUAACUCAACAGGCUAGCAACAAUGUGGCUGCCGCCAGUAUUAAAGUGCAAAGUGACACCUUCUCCGCCGACAAGAAAGCCAUCUCACAGUCGCAACAAUCACAGACGAUGACCUCGAACGGCAUCAUCAGCCAGGAGAAGCAUAUGUCAUCCGCUUCGCAAGCGAAUUACACAAUGACCCAUAAGGGUGUCUCCAGUUCGGGCAGCAGCAUGAUCUCGUCCUCCUCACAAAUGUCCGCCACCAAUGGGGCGCUCAUCAAAUUGCACGACCUAAAAUUGGACGAUCUGAAGGCACUGACAUCUGGCAGCGGACAGCGAGAGAUUGAACAGGCUAUCGCUAAAUAUUCCCGCGUACUGACAUCAUUCGUAAAUACGCUGGAGGACUCGAAGGCAGCGCAAGAGAAAUCGUUGUAUUUGGAGAAAAUCAAUGAGGUUAUGCAACGCGCUUGGGCUGUGCCCACACACGGUCAUGAGCUCGGCUACAGUCUAUGCAACUCAUUGCGCAAUAGUGGUGGUUUAGAUUUGCUCAUGAAGAAUUGUGUACAGGGUGAUAUGAAAAUCAAGUUCUCAUCGGCCAAAUUGUUGGAGCAAUGCUUAACCACAGAAAAUCGUACACACGUCGUGGACAAUGGUCUCGACAGAGUGGUGAAUGUGGCCUGUAUGUGCACAAAGGAACCAAACACCGAGCAUUCGCGUGUGGGUACCGGCAUACUGGAGCAUCUAUUCAAACACUCGGAGGGUACGUGCUCGGAUGUCAUCAAAUUGGGUGGUCUCGAUGCUGUGCUCUUCGAAUGUCGUACAAAUGAUGUGGAGACUUUGCGUCAUUGCGCCAGUGCCUUAGCCAAUUUGUCACUCUAUGGUGGCGCUGAAAAUCAAGAAGCUAUGAUCUUUCGCAAAGUACCCAUGUGGUUAUUCCCGUUGGCCUUCCAUGACGAUGAUAAUAUAAAAUACUACGCCUGCCUUGCAAUUGCCGUACUCGUGGCGAAUAAAGAGAUCGAAGCUGAAGUGCUUAAAUCAGGUUGUCUCGAUUUGGUGGAACCCUUCGUCACCACACACGAUCCCUCCGAAUUCGCGCGCUCCAAUUUAGCGCAUGCUCACGGACAAAGCAAGCAUUGGUUAGAACGUUUGGUGCCAGUAUUGAGUUCGAACCGUGAAGAGGCACGCAAUCUCGCCGCUUUUCAUUUCUGCAUGGAGGCGGGCAUUAAACGUGAACAAGGCAAUACAGAAAUCUUUCGCGAUAUUGGCGCGAUCGAAGCCCUAAAGACUGUAGCGAGUUGCCCGAAUGCGAUCGCAUCUAAAUUCGCCGCGCAAGCGCUUCGUCUUAUCGGCGAAACCGUGCCACAUAAACUCUCGCAACAAGUACCAUUAUGGUCGGUCGAAGACGUGCAAGAAUGGGUGAAACAAAUUAAUUUCGGUCAGUUUGUGAAACAGUUCGAGGAGUCUCAAGUUGAUGGUGAUCUCUUGUUGAAGCUGAAUGAGGAAAAUCUACGCGAUGAUAUUGGCAUCGCGAAUGGCAUACUGUUGAAACGUUUCGAACGCGAGCUGCAAAAUCUCAAACGCAUGGCCGACUACUCAUCAAAAGAUACGGCAAAGAUGCAUCAUUUCUUGGCCGAAAUCGGUUCAGAGUACUGCACCUACACAUAUGCAAUGCUGAAUGCCGGCAUAGAUCGGAACUCGCUGCCACAGCUGAAUGAGGAUAUGCUCAUUGCUGAGUGUGGCAUCAAGAACUCCAUACAUCGGUUGCGUAUACUGAAUGCCGUAAAAAACCUGGAAAACUCAUUACCCAGCUCGUCGGAGGAGAAUAUGGCAAAGACCUUGGAUGUCUUUGUCAGCUAUCGGCGUUCGAAUGGCUCGCAGUUGGCCAGUUUAUUGAAGGUUCACUUGCAGUUGCGCGGUUUCUCGGUGUUCAUCGAUGUUGAGCGCCUGGAAGCGGGCAAAUUCGAUAAUGGACUGCUAAACAGUAUUCGACAGGCGAAGAAUUUCGUUUUAGUAUUAACACCAAAUGCGUUGCAACGCUGCGUGGAUGACGACGAUGGCAAGGAUUGGGUGCAUCGCGAAAUCGUCGCGGCGUUAAAAUCAAAUUGUAAUAUUAUUCCUAUAAUUGAUCAACAAUUUAUGUGGCCAGAGACCGAUCGCUUGCCAGAAGAUAUGCGCAGCGUUUGCCAUUUCAACGGCGUCACGUGGAUACAUGACUACCAGGAUGCCUGCAUCGAUAAACUAGAGAGAUUCAUGCGUGGUGAGAAGAAUUUGGAUCGCCUUGUGGGCAUACCCAGCACACCGGGCUCGGUGACCUACCAAAGAAUGCACAGCAAUGACUCCGACUAUCAGCAGAGUGUGGGCGGCGGCAGCGUCGGCGGCGGUGGCAGUGGCGUUGUAUGUGUCAGCGGUGCCGGUGGUGCGGCGAAUAGCAGCGGACAAGCAGCUAAUCACCAGGCAAAUAGAUACCGGCAAUCCCCUUCACCGGCCAGACAACGGAUCGGCGGCAGCUGCGGGCCGCUCGGCAGCAACGGUCAACUGAGCAUGUUCGGGCGUGGUUCGAAGCGCAACCUAAUCACGCCGUACCGCACACAACAGACAAUGGCGCAGCCGAAGGCGCUGCUGAUGGGUGGCUCCAUGCAAAAUAUGUCGCCGGCUGGCUAUCGGCCACCCCGGCGCAGCUCGGCCAGUGGCAUUAACAAUGGCAAUAGCAAUGGCGCGGCAGCCGGUGCUGCCACUAAUUAUCGCAGUCAUAGUGUCGAUGAAUUGCUGGACACCACCGACGGUUUGGGCUCCAACGAUCGUAUUGCCGAUAUGGCGGCACGUGUUACGGCCGGCAGCACAGCGCUGACCAACGCCAGUUCGACAAGCACAUUGCAACCGGGCAACGAUUAUGCCUCGUCGGUCGGUUCGCUGUCCGAGUUUUCCAGUGAAGCGCCGCCGCAAGCGGUCGCUAGACGUGAGAAGAGCGCCAAUAUGCCAACGAAUGCGCAGCACCGUAAAUCGCGUUCGCUCGAUCAUUUCCUCGAUGACAAGACGUUAGCGUUGGUGGUGGCGUCGCAACCACAGCCGGCGCUCAUGGAAGGUACGCAGAGUAUGCAGAAUCUUGCCACACCCGCAACGCCCGAUCUCAAACGCGGCACACGCACACAACCGUUGACGCAACGCGGCGACAGCGUGUCCACAUCCAGCGCCGCAACCACGCCCGAACCGGCCGAUGUCGGCUUACGGAAGGCGCACGGCGGCGGCAUGCUGCCUGUGACGCGUCGCAGCCCAGAGGGUGUCAGCUCGACGGAUGAUACACAAUCGUUGCGCAGCAGCAAUACCUCAUGCGGCAGCAUGUUCAGAUCGCAGGUGCGCGCGUCGGCGCACACACAUCGCGGCAGUCAGAAUAGUGGCAAAACGUCGUCAACUUCGCUGAGUAGCAAUGCGCCCGGAAACAACACGCACAGCAACAGCAACAACAACAACAAUGCAAACAAUAAAACCAUUCUGAAUCGAACAAUUAAAAAAGUUCGUUCGCUGAUGAAAAAUAACGACUUAGACGACGACGAAAUACGUGAUUUAAUAUUAACAAAAACAACAACACCAUCCUCCAGCAGAAUUAUAUUUUGCUAGUAUCAUACAGAUUAUAAAUACGGACGAGCGGCACCUGUCAGCAAAGCAGUUGACCGAGUAAUUGCAAGUAUUUGAAGUAGUUGUAUUUUGGAACAGACGCUUCCAAUAUCUUUUCAAGCGCCAUGGAGCAAGCGCCUUUUGCUGCUUUUGUCUCGCUUACAAAAGUAAUUACGAAGAACUUAAGCUCCAACUAGUGCAUAGCUUUAAAAGGCUUAAUGCGCGUUACGCCUGAGAAAUCGAGUAAGAAGGAUAAGGGUUAGCUGUAUAUUUAACAAAAUUAUAUCUACCGAAAUCACCCUAAUCUAAUUUACUAACGAAAAUUGUUUACACUAUUUUAAAAUUGUAAUUGUUAAGAAUUUUCGUAUGUACAACGUUUUGUAAAAAUGGAAAAUUAUGAAUUCAAUUUUACAAAGCAAGCAACGAAUCGAAAUAAAUGUUGGAAGUAUUAUUCUUAUA